Xyrichtys novacula (pearly razorfish) is the source of this 339-nucleotide messenger RNA. Lineage: Eukaryota; Metazoa; Chordata; Actinopteri; Labriformes; Labridae. The record is from the annotation of a GenBank genome assembly.
AUGACAGAUUUGCUUCUACUAGAAGAGUAUGCAAAGGUGAGACGGGAGCGGGAUCUUCUCAUGGAGAGCGAUGAGUGGCUCAUCAGUCGCUUUCGGCUUCCAAGGCAUGUCCUAAUGGAUUUAUGCCACAAUCUAGACGCCUAUUUAAGGAGGAACACUAGGCGGUCAAACCCCUCGCCAGUGCAGGUGCUCACCACCAAAGGGGUUUUGGCUACCGGGACCUUUCAGAGGGAGAUUGGAGACAGAGCUGGGGUCUCCCAGCCGACAAUGAGCAGGGUGAUGCCAGACAUGUUGGCCGCCAUCAAGUCCCUCUCCAGGAACUACAUCCAGUUCCCCUGA